Phragmites australis (common reed) is the source of this 581-nucleotide messenger RNA. RefSeq lists its product as uncharacterized. NCBI's taxonomy places the organism in Eukaryota, Viridiplantae, Streptophyta, Magnoliopsida, Poales, Poaceae. The record is from RefSeq and is a predicted model, not a curated record. The transcript is spliced from 3 exons. The coding region runs from base 115 to 537 and encodes 140 amino acids.
GGCGGAUUCGUAAUGAUAUGGAUGAAUCCGAGGCUGGCCCUAGGAUGCAGCGAUGCAGUCAGUGCAAUGAAGUAGGUCACACUUACAAAUAUUGUCCCAAAAGUGCAGGCGGUGAUGCACCUGUUGUCUAGAGAUGGCUCAGCCUUCGACCCCAGAGAUUUUGGACCCUGCCGUGGACAAGAAGCAUCGCAGCUUCUUAUCCGUCGAGCACCAGACGGACCUAGGAGUGUUUCGCCCACGAGGCCCUGGAGAGCUGCUGACGGUAGACGAGCGCUGGACCCACAGGUUGGGAGCGGCCGGACUCCUACCGCUUUGCCGGUUGGUCGAGGCCCGAACGACGGAGGACCCCGAGGCUGCGGCCCGUCGUUUCUACUUCGAUCGGUCGCUGAUAGCAGCACUGGUCGACCGUUGGAGGCCGGAGACACAUACGUUCCACCUACCGUGCGGAGAGAUGACCCCGACCCUGCAGGACGUCUCCUACCUCUUAGGCCUUCCUUGCGCGGGAGCUGCGGUUGGGAUGAUCGAUAUGCAGGCUGACUGGAUGAACGACAUGCAUCAGCGAUUUGGGCCAGUGGAGCGAA